Molecule: messenger RNA, 7635 nt
Organism: Microcebus murinus (gray mouse lemur)
Lineage: Eukaryota; Metazoa; Chordata; Mammalia; Primates; Cheirogaleidae
Source: RefSeq, a predicted model, not a curated record
GAUUUGGAGUUCCAUGGAGUGAUGAGAUUUUAUUUUCAAGAUAAAGCUGCUGGAAACUUUGCAACAAAAUGUAUUCGGGUCUCUAGUACUGCCACUACCCAAGAUGUGAUUGAAACUCUCGCAGAGAAAUUCCGGCCUGACAUGCGGAUGCUGUCCUCUCCCAAGUAUUCCCUCUAUGAAGUGCACGUCAGCGGAGAAGAAAGAAGAUUGGAUAUAGAUGAGAAACCUCUAGUUGUGCAAUUGAAUUGGAACAAAGAUGAUCGGGAGGGCAGGUUUGUUCUUAAGAAUGAGAACGAUGCCCUCCCUCCUAAGAAGGCUCAAAGUAAUGGACCCGAAAAACAAGAAAAAGAAGGUGUUAUCCAGAAUUUCAAGAGAACACUUUCAAAGAAAGAAAAGAAGGAAAAAAAGAAGAGAGAAAAAGAGGCAUUGCGGCAGGCAUCUGAUAAAGAUGAUAGACUUUUCCAAGGGGAUGACAUUGAGAAUUCCCGACUGGCUGCUGAGGUCUACAAAGACAUGCCUGAAACCAGCUUUACUCGAACAAUUUCUAAUCCUGAAGUGGUUAUGAAACGACGGAGGCAACAGAAAUUGGAAAAGAGAAUGCAGGAAUUUCGGAGCUCAGAUGGGCGGCCUGAUUCAGGUGGAACGCUGAGAAUUUAUGCAGAUAGUUUAAAACCAAAUAUUCCCUACAAGACAAUCCUGCUAUCUACUACAGAUCCCGCAGACUUCGCUGUGGCUGAGGCUUUAGAGAAAUACGGUCUGGAAAAAGAAAACCCUAAGGAUUACUGCAUUGCUAGGGUGAUGCUUCCUCCUGGAGCCCAGCAUUCUGAUGAAAAAGGUGCUAAAGAAAUUAUUCUUGAUGAUGAUGAGUGUCCUUUACAAAUCUUCAGGGAAUGGCCCAGUGACAAAGGGAUUUUAGUCUUUCAGUUGAAGAGGCGGCCACCAGACUACAUCCCAAAGAAAACAAAGAAGCAUCUGGAAGGGAAGCCAUUGAAGGGGAAGGAGAGAGUUGAUGCUGCUGGCUAUGGCUCUGCCCUUCCACCCGAAAAACUGCCGUAUUUAGUGGAGUUAAGCCCAGGGAGAGGGAAUCACUUUGCCUACUACAACUAUCACACUUACGAAGAUGGUUCCGACUCCAGAGAUAAGCCAAAGCUUUACCGCCUUCAGUUAAGUGUGACUGAAGUUGGGACAGAAAAGUUGGAUGACACCUCUAUCCAGUUGUUUGGCCCAGGAAUUCAGCCCCAUCACUGUGACCUCACCAACAUGGAUGGAGUGGUCACUGUGACUCCUAGAAGUGUGGACGCGGAGACCUACGUGGAGGGCCAGCGCAUCUCGGAGACCACCAUGCUGCAGAGUGGCAUGAAAGUGCAGUUUGGGGCAUCACAUGUCUUUAAGUUCGUGGACCCCAGCCAGGAUCAUGCUCUUGCAAAAAGAUCUGUGGAUGGAGGCCUGAUGGUUAAGGGCCAGAGACAUAAACCUGGAAUUGUUCAGGAGACGACUUUUGAUUUGGGAGGAGAUAUUCAUAGUGGGACAGCAUUGCCAACAAGCAAGAGCACCACCAGACUGGACAGCGACAGAGUGUCCUCUGCCUCCAGCACAGCCGAGCGGGGCAUGGUGAAGCCAAUGAUCAGGGUAGAGCAGCAGCCAGACUGUCGCAGGCAAGAAAGCAGGACGCAGGAUGCUUCUGGGCCUGAACUGAUCCUGCCUGCAAGCAUUGAAUUCAGGGAAAGUUCUGAAGAUUCAUUUUUAUCUGCCAUUAUAAAUUACACUAAUAGCUCUACAGUCCAUUUUAAGUUGUCCCCUACAUAUGUAUUAUAUAUGGCAUGCCGGUAUGUAUUGUCCAGCCAGUACAGACCUGAUAUCAGUCCUACAGAGCGCACUCACAAGGUCAUUGCCGUGGUCAACAAGAUGGUGAGCAUGAUGGAAGGAGUCAUCCAGGAAGUAGACCAGGUUGACCAGAAACAGAAGAAUAUCGCAGGAGCACUUGCCUUCUGGAUGGCAAAUGCAUCUGAGCUCCUCAACUUCAUUAAGCAGGACCGAGACCUUAGUCGAAUCACAUUGGAUGCCCAAGAUGUUUUAGCACACUUGGUUCAAAUGGCAUUUAAAUACUUGGUUCACUGUCUUCAAUCAGAACUUAAUAAUUACAUGCCAGCCUUUCUAGAUGACCCUGAAGAGAACAGUCUGCAAAGACCAAAAAUAGAUGACGUGCUGCACACGCUCACGGGGGCCAUGUCCUUGCUGCGACGCUGCAGAGUCAACGCUGCCCUGACCAUCCAGCUCUUCUCGCAGCUGUUCCACUUCGUCAACAUGUGGCUGUUCAACAGGCUGGUGACUGACCCCGAUUCGGGGCUGUGUUCCCAUUACUGGGGAGCGAUCAUCCGCCAGCAGCUGGGACACAUUGAAGCCUGGGCAGAGAAGCAGGGCCUGGAGCUGGCCGCCGAUUGCCACCUGAGCAGGAUCGUGCAGGCAACCACUUUGCUUACCAUGGAUAAGUACGCACCCGAGGACAUUCCAAAUAUAAACAGCACCUGCUUUAAGUUAAAUUCACUACAACUUCAAGCCUUAUUACAAAAUUAUCACUGUGCACCCGAUGAGCCUUUUAUCCCAACGGAUCUUAUAGAAAACGCAGUGGCCGUGGCUGAGAACACCGCAGACGAGCUGGCCCGCAGUGACGGGAGGGAAGUGCAGCUGGAGGAGGACCCUGACCUGCAGCUGCCUUUCCUGUUGCCAGAAGACGGCUAUUCUUGUGAUGUUGUCAGAAACAUUCCAAAUGGUUUACAAGAGUUUCUAGACCCUCUGUGCCAGAGAGGAUUUUGCAGGUUAAUUCCUCACACGCGUUCACCAGGUACUUGGACAAUAUAUUUUGAAGGUGCAGAUUAUGAAAGUCACUUUCUGCGUGAGAACACAGAACUGGCUCAACCUCUGAGGAAAGAACCUGAAAUAAUCACGGUGACCCUAAAAAAACAGAAUGGAAUGGGCCUCAGCAUUGUUGCAGCAAAGGGUGCUGGCCAGGAUAAACUGGGAAUCUAUGUCAAGUCUGUUGUGAAAGGAGGUGCUGCAGAUGGGGAUGGACGACUAGCUGCAGGUGAUCAGCUCCUCAGUGUGGACGGACGAAGUCUGGUUGGACUCUCUCAGGAAAGGGCAGCAGAACUCAUGACAAGAACCAGCUCUGUGGUGACACUCGAAGUCGCAAAGCAAGGUGCCAUCUACCACGGCCUGGCUACCCUUCUCAACCAGCCAUCCCCCAUGAUGCAGAGAAUUUCAGAUCGUCGUGGCUCAGGUAAACCCCGACCAAAGAGUGAAGGUUUUGAGCUCUAUAAUAAUUCAGCUCAAAAUGGUUCUCCUGAGAGUCCUCAGCUGCCCUGGGCAGAGUACAGUGAACCAAAGAAACUGCCUGGUGAUGACAGACUGAUGAAGAACAGAGCUGAUCACCGCUCUAGCCCCAACGUGGCAAAUCAGCCUCCCAGCCCUGGAGGAAAAAGUUCAUAUGCUUCGGGAACAACAGCAAAGAUAACGUCUGUCUCCACUGGAAACCUCUGCACCGAGGAGCAGACUCCUCCACCUAGACCUGAAGCCUACCCCAUCCCCACUCAGACGUACACCAGAGAGUAUUUUACCUUCCCAGCUUCCAAGUCCCAGGACCGGAUGGCUCCUCCUCAGAACCAGUGGCCAAAUUAUGAGGAAAAGCCGCAUAUGCACACAGACAGUAAUCAUUCCAGUAUUGCCAUUCAGCGCGUUACCCGUUCCCAGGAAGAACUUCGAGAAGACACAGCUUACCAACUCGAGCGGCACCAGGCGGAGGCGGCGAUGGCCCGCAAGUCCGACAGCGACAUGUGGGUAAACCAGAGCUCCUCGCUGGACUCCAGCACCUCCAGCCAGGAGCAUCUGAACCACUCGUCCAAGUCGGUCACGCCUGCGUCCACGCUGACCAGAAGCGGCCCUGGCAGGUGGAAAACCCCGGCUGCCGUUCCGCCCGCUGCGGUGGCCGCCUCCCAGCCCCUGCGGACAGACCUGCCCCCGCCGCCCCCGCCGCCCCCGGCGCACUACGCGGGUGACCUGGACGGAGCCCCCCUGGAUUUGCCGCCGCCGCCCCCGCCUACCAGCCAGGGUGUGCCGGCAGAGCGCAGGAGGCGGGAGGAGCACCGGCGCUGGUACGAGAAGGAGAAGGCCCGCCUGGAGGAGGAGCGCGAGAGGAAGCGGCGCGAGCAGGAGCGCAAGCUGGGCCAGAUGCGCUCGCAGGCGCCGCCCGCCCCGCCCGCCCUGGCCGCGCCGCCCCCCAGGCCCGAGAAGCCCGCCGCGGUCCCCAGGCCGCAGGACACGGUCAUCCGAGAGCUGCAGCCCCAGCAGCAGCCCCGCACCAUCGAGCGCAGGGACUUGCAGUACAUCACGGUCAGCAGGGAAGAGCUGUCCUCGGGGGACAGCCUGUCUCCCGACCCCUGGAAGCGCGACGCCAGGGAGAAGCUGGAGAAGCAGCAGCAGAUGCACAUCGUGGACAUGCUGAGCAAGGAGAUCCAGGAGCUGCAGAGCAAGCCGGACCGCAGCGCCGAGGAGAGCGGCCGCCUGCGGAAGCUCAUGCUGGAGUGGCAGUUCCAGAAGAGGCUCCAGGAGUCGAAGCAGAAGGACGAGGACGACGAGGAAGAGGAGGAUGACGACGUGGACACCAUGCUGAUCAUGCAGCGCCUGGAGGCUGAGCGAAGAGCCAGGCAGACUGCUAUGCCAGCAAUCUCUGUUCUAGAUUUGUUGCAGGACGAGGAGCGGCGGCGCCAGCAGCAGCUGGAAGACAUGCGCAGGCGGGAAGCAGAGGACCGCGCCCGGCAGGAGGGAGAGCGGCGGCAGCAGGAGGAGGAGCGAAUAAAGCGGGACGCUGAAGAAAAGAGGCGACAGGAAGAAGGGUAUUACAGCCGCCUGGAGGCCGAGAGGCGCAGACAGCAGGAUGAAGCGGCGCGCAGGUUGCUGGAGCCCGAGGAGCCCGCUCUGUGCCGCCCUCCACUUCCUCGGGACUACGAGCCCGCGCCCCCGUCCCCCGUGCCCAGCGCCCCUCCUCCCCCGCCUCAGCGAAACGCCUCCUACCUCAAAACCCAGGUCCUCUCCCCCGACUCGCUGUUCACUGCCAAGUUUGUUGCGUACAAUGAGGAGGAGGAGGAGGAGGAGGAGGACUGCAGCCUGGCAGGUCAGGAUAAGUACUCCAGCACCAGGAAGUCUCAUGGGGACCUUCUUCCUGCCCCCCUUAAGCCACAGCCGCCCCCCUGCCUGCCGCGCCCGGCCUCCGAUGGCAUCUCUCUCUCCAACUCAUUCCAGCCACCCUCGGCCAAAGCCAACAGUACUGCUCACAAAAAAGGCCAGCCCCCACCCCCUCCAAACAAACCAGGCUCCUACCAUCCCAGCCACCGCACAGGCAGAGGACCCAACUCGUACCUGGGAUCUGCCGGCACAGUUGUUGGCGCCCAUGAUGCUCACUGGGACCCGAGAGAGAAGCGCUCUAAAAGCCAAGAGGCAGAUUUACCUGGGAGUCCUGGAGCCCCUGAAAGCUUGACGUUCAAGGAGCGCCAGCGUCUUUUCUCACAAGGUCAAGAUGUGUCGAAUAGAGUAAAAGCUUCCCGCAAAUUGACAGAGCUGGAAAACGAGCUGAACACAAAGUGAAAAACAGGAGAAGGGCACCUUGUAUUUACCCCGAAAUUCUCUCCGUUGUGGGUUUCAGGUGUGAGUUUGAAGAGGAAGGGAGGUUAUAUUUCUGAGUGAUUAGUCAUUUCUGUUCUUAAAAUGGUUGGGAUUUAGAGAUGUUUCAAUUCCAAGAAAUUCUGUUUUACUUUACCAAGAGAUUGUCAUUUAUGUAAUUUAAACACUGUUUAAUUUCUUAGUUAUCUGGCUCACAUGAAGAUAACUUUUUUGUUAGUUUCAUUUUUGGAGUCUUGAGUUCAAAGGGGAUAGAAUGAAUGGAGGAGAUAAUGGGAUAUGUCUUCUCUCUCAUCUUCCCCCCAUAAUCGACCCAGGAGCACAAAGAAGUUCUGUUUCUCUUCUUUUUCAAAAACUGAUUUAGUUAUCAAACAGAAUAGCUUGAACUACUCUGACUGUUGUUUGCACUAUUUAGCAGCGGCUACACACUGUUGUAUAGAAGAAAGAACACAUGAGGGCGUGGUCCCCAUGUCACCUGAGCCUGUCUGCUCACAGGUGUCCUUUCAGUCUGCCUUGUGCAGCAGUCCAGAUCGCAGCUUCCUGUGAGAUGCUGCACACCUCAGACCAUCGUGUCUCAUUCCAUACAAGUCUGAGCCCUCCUGAUCAAUUCUAAAUAUUUGAUUUAAAAAAAAAAAAUUCUGAAAGAAGAAAAUUUUAAGGAUUUAAGCUUAGGUGAUUUUAUUUUUAUAAAUAUCAGACUAUUGUUAUACUUAAUGAAUCAUUGGUGAAUUUAAAGAUGACAGCUAUGUUAGAAAGUUAACUAAUAGUUUAGAUGUCCCAAGGGCUCUCUGAAAGAGGAUGUCUCAGGCUGAACAGUGUUCGUGUGACUAGGAACAAAAGUGUCUGAGGACAGGAGAUUGGCAGGAGACACUCAAGCACAACUAUCGCUCAGAUUCCAAAUUUGAAGGAAAUUUGCACUGAUGUGCCAGCGCAUGCAGGGAAGGGAGAGGUUCGAUGACAUACGGCAUCUGUAAUUUAAGUGUUGUAAGAAUAACUCAUAUGGUGGUUCGGGCUAUUUUUUUUUAUAGUAUAAUAGAGUUAUUUAAUUUUGAUUUGCCUAAUUUUUAGUUACCACUGUCAUUUCUUCAGCCGUGGGCCUGUGGUUGGUGUUGGGGAGAUGGGCCUCUGUCUUAUACCGUGUGGUGUGAAGAUGAUGAAUUACCUUGUGAUUAUAAGAAGAUUUUCUAUUUGACACAGCCCUAAGGGUGGGGUCCAGGAUGUCUUUGUUCUCUUACAAAUAUGUAUGUUAGGAAAAUACGCACACUUUCAAAGAGAAGAAUAGAGGCUUUUGCUGCCUUAUAAAUCACUUUUAAUAAGAGUUGUAUGAUUAAUCAUUAAAAAUGCGAGUGUAAAUAUUUUUUUAUGUCUAUCAGGGUUCUUGUUUGAAAGUGUGCUUUUACCACUACCCUUGUUUCAGUAAGAGAGCGAAGUGGCCCUGCGUGUGUAUGAAGGAUUUGCUUGUUUGCUCCACAAGUUCCAGGAAAAGCAGGCUCCUCCCAGGUAUUUCGAGAGCACUGGAGGCCUUAAGGUGACGAAAUCCACGCUUCCCCUAAAGAAAAGAGAUGCAAAUGAAUUACUUCUCUGUUAAUAUAUAGAAAAACAAAUACACAUAAGUACAUACAAAUACAUGUAAAUAUCUGCAUACAGGGAUAUUUGUAUGUGUGGUUGUAAAACCCCUGAACAAGUGGAUUUGGCCAUCUUUGGACAAUUAGGUCAAAUGUGAAUAUGUGUAAAAGUGCUUUUCAUAACUCUGCAUUACUAUGGAAAAAACAUCAAAACUGCUGUAGUUUUCCAUUUCUACUGUAUUUGAGUUGCAACCUAUUUUUAAUAAACUUUGUAUGUAUUUAAGUGUAUUUGCUAUUAUUUUGAAAGUGCUGACAAAGUUUAUAUUUGUAACAUCAGCCUUCUUCUCCCCUGUCUUUUUUCCGUCUGUUCACUCAUUCAUUAAACAUGUCCUGAGUAUCA